UCAGGCCUAUUGAAAACAAAACAACGAAAUGCAGGUGUGAUAACGGUGUGAUUCAUAAUAGGCAUAACAAUUGUUAUACAAUUGGCCGACUUCGUUGCUAUUAUUUAUCGGGAAACUAUGUCGGUGUAUUCUUAGCCUAGGCGUCGUCCGUGCUGUGCUUUUAAAAUCUUGCAAGUGAAAGUCGGAACAGUGGUUAACCUUCCUGUGGUUGCUCGUACCAGGAUACAGGCAAAUUCUGUUCUGAAGCCCCAUGUCGCAGUAAGGGGAGAAAAAAGAGUUGUGAAAAGUCAGAAGUAAUUUGGAAAAUGGCUGUGAAGACGUUUCUAGUGGCUAUGAAUUUCCUUCUUUAUGUCUAUGGAGAAAACCUACCUGAAGGCUUGGUUAUAAAGACAACAACAACAAGGAGCCCUACUACUCUACCAACAACAACAAAAACAAUAACAAUAAAGAAAUCAACUGUUAAAUCAACUCAACUGACUAGCACCAAAAGAACUUCAUCUACAGAAGAUGUAGCAACUUCUGGCAUGGCUAAGGCAAAAAUCAGUACCACGUUGACCCCCAGAACAUACAAAAGAACUGGUAGAAAUUUGGAUCGAUUCCUGACAAUAAUUCCAAUUAACUUAACAAAAGCAAAGGGCAGAAAAGAUAAGAAGAAGAAAAAGGAAAGCCAAUCUGCAAAACAAACUGCAAAGAGACUUGUCCCAAAAAAUAAAUUCGAAAAGAAAUUAAAAAUUCCAAAACCUACAGAGAAAUUGCCAAAACAGACAAAAAAGAAGCUUAAAAAAGUGAGGAAAGAAACAAGGAAAUUAAUGAAAAGGACCAGAUCCAAAUUUAGAAUGCUGAAAAGAUCACGAAAGAAGAGAAUAAGGUUAGAGGAGAAAUCCUAUAUGAAGGAGUUUUUAAGGAAUUGCUCGAUGCUGCUCCGUUCGAUCAAAGAAGAGAAGAGAGAGAGGAAAAGAAGACGAAAUAAUACAGUUACAUUUGGAGAAGAGGAGGAACCUCCAAACAGCUACGAAAUUGUCCAAACAUUGAACAGUUUUGGAACCGACCUUGCUUAUUCUUUGGGGCAAGAGAGAGCGAGAAAUAAGAAAAAGAAAGAAGUUCUUCCAGUAUCAGUUGAUGAAAUAGAUAUGGAGGUAUCAGUUGUUUCAACAGAGCAAUUUACGGGAUACGUCUUUCCGGACCCAUCAAGUAACCUAAGUGUCUCAGAGAGCAUAAAAUUGCCUUCGGGCAUUUUCAAAGACACAGCCACAGGAAAUGGAACGAUAAUUUCAAUCGUUUAUAAUGCUCUUUUUGAGAUGACAGAUCAAAAUUCCACAGGAUCGUUAUCAGGUGCAACCGUGAACAGCAAAGUGUUAUCCACAACUGUUUAUCCACCCCCAACUGGUAUACUCAAAGAGCCAGUCGAAAUUGUAUUAACCCAUUUACAAAAGCCCAACUCCACUACACCGGAGUGUGUGUUUUGGCGCGUUAAUCAAAGCAAUCCAUCUGAAGGAGAAUGGUCAACAGAAGGUUGCGUUGUCGCAAAAUCAAAUUCCAGCCACACUGUCUGUCGCUGUAAUCAUUUAACAGACUUUGCUGUUCUUUUUAGAGUUUCGAAAACGAAAAAGAUCUCAGUCGAGCAUCGCCAAGCAUUGCAGAUCGUCAGUUUAGUUGGCUGCUUUAUCUCUGCUGUUUGCCUGUUAAUCACUGUUCUCGUUUUCCUAAUUCUUAGAAAGCUCCUUCGAUCCACGCGGAAUUUGAUUCACUUGAACCUGGCAGUCGGAUUACUGUUCGCCAACCUCCUUUUCAUGAUUUCAGGCAAAGUCGUGUCAAGCAAAUAUGCGUGUCUUGCUGUGUCGAUCUCCCUGUUCUACUUCUUCCUGGCUGCAUUUUUCCUGAUGCUUGGAGAAGGCAUUUACAUAUGGAUAAUGGUUGCGAAGGCAUUUUCACAGAACUUAAAAGCUUGGAUGUACAUGCUCAUUGGCUGGGGCCUUCCUUUGGUGAUCGUUGGGGUUUCUUUUGGCAUCUUCCGCCUCAAUAUGGUUGCUGAAAACUUCUGUUGGCUCUCUGUCCAGAGUGGGGCUAUAUGGGCAUUUGUUGGCCCUGUUAUACUGGUCAUAUCGGUGAAUCUUUGUAUUAUUGUAAAGGCUUUGUGUACUGCUGUUGAGCACCAUUCUGAUGGGCACAGCUUGAAGGUCUCGGGACGCUUAGCUUUAGUACUCAUGCCAAUUCUUGGACUCACGUGGCUCUUUGGUAUCUUUACUAUGAACGAACAGACAGUGGUAUUUGAAUACCUCUUCACAAUAUUCAACUCACUUCAGGGCUUCUUCAUUUUUGUCUGCUACAUUAUCCUCAAUAGAGAAGUAAAGACUGAAUACCAGAAGAUGAAGACACAAAAGUUGUACUCAUUGUCACUGCAAGCAAAAAGUUCUCAGUCGACUACUGAAACGAGGCUACGACGCAGCCGAGCCGGAACUCAAGAGGAAGAACAUAUUGAGCUCGCAUCUUGACGGCUAUGAAAAAUCAACGAAUGUCAAUCAUUGAAGCUAUUGCGUAAAAAAGAAUUUCGGUGUCUUUGGAGUUCAGUUAUCGUAAGUGUCACUGGCAUGCUCUCGUUUGGAGCCAAGACGCAAAUAUUGAAAACUCUUUUCGGCACAUUCCUUCUGCUGAUCCUUUCAAAAGGAAAAACACUGUGUAUUUUAUUAAUUUCUGACAACUAACCAUAUAUGAAAAGAUUUUAAGCUUAUAAAAAGUUAUUUAAUUUUCGUGGAUUGGUAUUAAUUUUUAAAUUUGUCUAUAUUUUUUAAAAAAAUUCAAGUUAUCGUGCAUCCCUUUUUUAUUAGAAAAGUUGACGAUUAUUUUGAAACAUCUCUUUUUGACCUGUUUUGUUAUUAAAUUUUAUUUAUUUUAUAUCUUUAUUGACUAUGUACUGUUUUUCGAGCUAAAUUAUUGGCUGCAGCUCUCUGCAUUUUUUGCUAGACUUUGUGUUAAAUGCCUUCACACGUAUUCUUUUCAUAAUUGCGUCUAGACACCUUGCCCAUUAGCAAAAAGGAGAUCGUUAAGUUUUAAAAUAUUUAGUCACUAUUUACUUUUUCGAUUUCUGCAUUACAUACAUGUAUAUCUUAUGGCAAUCAUUUUAAAAGAUCUUUUUUUUAUUGUUACGAAUUAUAUAUUACUAUGAGUAUCAUACUUCAAUAGAAACUUCACUUUACGUUAAAUCUAUGAUUUUUACUACAAUCCCGUAGUGAAAUAAGGUUUCUCGUUUCUUUUUAAUUUAUUUAUUUUCGUUACUUUAAAAAAGUAGUUAGAUCCGACUAUAGAAAUAAUUUUUGAAUCAUUGAGUUAACUCCUUUUUUAAAUACAUACCUUCCCUAUAACGAUAUCAAAUAGGGCCCCCGAGGAAUGUCAUCGAAAACUCAAAUUAUCAACAAUUUCAAAUAAUUUCAAAUGAAACUUCUUGAUGUUUCCAUUAGUCUUUACAAUCAAUAAAGCUUGAACGAAGAAAUCAUUUAAGAAUCAUUGAAAAUAUAGUAACAUUUGAUUAAGUUCUCUUUCUUAUCUACACUAAUGGGAAACAUAGGUUAAAUAUAUAGUGUUAUCGAAUGAAUUAAUAUCAUCUGUUUUAAAACCUUUCUUAGAUUUGCACUCACCAACGUAAUGCACUAGAUUUUUAUUGGAACAUGAAUAUCUUAUUGUUUUGAAUAAUCAUUUAUCAGCGUAAAACAACAGAUCUUUGUUACGUUUCAAGCCUACCUGGGUACACUGGAUGAAUUUCAACAGCAGUGGUGCACCGAGCCGGUGCGAUGCGAUGCGAGUCAAUGUUACGUUGUAGCAGAGUUCGGACAAUUUUUGCCUUAUUUGCAUCACUCAAAAUUUUCUUUGUAUCUUGUGAACAAAAGCUUCUUAGUUUUGGUGUUUAAGUAAAUCAUAUAGGUUUUGCCUUUACACUUCGUCAGGAAAAAAAUUCAAAAGUUGAAGCACCAGUAAAUCUUUCUCAUCUCAUAUACUCUCUCCAAGCUAUGCAUUGGUCUUUCCAAAAACUAAUACGUCAUUGGAUAACUUUCCUCCAGUUCACAGGUAUGAGAGGUUUAUUCAUGACAAUAUCGGAAUUGAUCGAUAUAUUUGCUUGUAACUCGUGGCCCCAAAACUGUCUCUACUUUUGUUCCAAUUGGAGUGACAGAUAGCUUUAUUUUUUCAUUGAAUAUGUUACUAAGAUACCGCUUGGGGGAUGUUUUUACCAAAAUAAGACCGGAUUGCCAUCUAUGUUACAAAACAAAUAUGCAUAUGGCCUUGACAAAGGCAGAAAAGCAAAUUUUUUAUAACAUAUUGGCUGAAAGCUUUUUCGUCUGACACUCAUCAGAGCAUAAAACGUCAGAAUAAGUGUCCGAAAAAACACGAUGAAAAAACCCCAGUUGUGGAUCGAAAUAGACUAAUCAAAAAAACGCAAGCACAAGACCGGUAUAGUUGUCCACAGAAAAAUUACCACUGGAGUCCAAGAGAGAAAACUAACUCCUUCUGUCUACACAAUAGCGGCCUUUUCGUUUGUAUGUAGAUCAAUUUCAAAACUGCAGGAUGGUAUUUUUCAAACAGAUUUUUUCAAAGCCAUUUUCAAGUUCUGUCACGCAAAAUUUUUCGUCCAAUAAUGCAAAUUCGUCAGAAAAUAGGCUCUUAGACCCUACCCUGGAAUUUGAUCAUCAGGACGCCCUUGCAACUGCUCUGUCAAUGAUAAAUGAAAUGUGGUUCAAUAGAAAGUGGGAAAUUACUAUAAUACAGGAAUUAAGUGAAAAAUUUCCAGAUUUUUGCAGCAACUGUGCAAAGUAACUUAUCA
This is a messenger RNA of Rhopilema esculentum, 4810 nucleotides long. RefSeq names its product adhesion G protein-coupled receptor D1. Gene Ontology annotation, cellular component: plasma membrane. The record is from RefSeq and is a predicted model, not a curated record. Gene Ontology annotation, molecular function: G protein-coupled receptor activity. Lineage: Eukaryota; Metazoa; Cnidaria; Scyphozoa; Rhizostomeae; Rhizostomatidae. Gene Ontology annotation, biological process: cell surface receptor signaling pathway; G protein-coupled receptor signaling pathway.